UUAAUGGACUAACAUCAGGUGUGUUACAAGCAAGGAAUCUGGUGCAGACCAAGUGGAUUGAUUGCCAAGGUUCCACUACCUAUAACCUGAUAAUACCAGAAAACACUAGAAAGGAGGAGACCAUGCCCAGGGCAUUCCUGGUGAAGAAGUCAAGUUUGGGAUCGGGGAAGAAAAAGUGGGGUGAGGUGCCUGAUGAAGAUAGAGGAGAGAUGUAUAUCCCAGUGACCUUGGAAUAUAUUGCCCGAAAUGAGGCAGAACCCGAGUAUGACAACGAAGUGGCUCUUGAUCUAUCACUCAACCACCUGCGCUGUGUAGGAGGCUCCCCUCCAUAUCAAGGAGCCGAGACAGACAUUGGACAAGCACCUGAAAGCCAGAACCAGAGAUAUUCUACACAGGGUGAGCAGAGACUGCUGUUCCGCUGUAACCUUUGUGACAAGAGCUUUUCCUACCAAAGGAUGCUGAACCGCCACAUGAAGUGUCACAGCGAGGUGAAGAGGCAUCGUUGUGAGCAUUGCGGAAAAGGAUUCAAUGACACUUUUGAUCUAAAGAGGCAUGUGCGCACCCAUACAGGAGUCCGCCCUUACAAGUGUCACCUCUGUGACAAGGCCUUUACCCAGCGCUGCUCUCUGGAGUCACACUUGAAAAAGAUACACGGAGUACAACAGAAUUACGCUUAUAAGGAGCGCAGGACCAAACUCUACGUGUGUGAAGAGUGUGGGUUUACGGCAGACAGCCAGGAAAGCUACCUGCAUCACCUCCAACUUCAGCACCCCAACAGUGCUCUCAUCCAGCGUGCCUCUAAGAAGCUAGGCGUCACACUGCCAGGCGGUAUCAGCCCUUUACUACACCAUAACCAUCUUAUCUGUCACAGCGAUAUAGACUAAAGACGUUUUCAGUUUCACCUGAAUGGACACUAUCAAGGUGCAAUUUCAAAAGAACUGUCAUUUGGCAGCUACUGUAAUUUGCAAGAAAUAACCGGACAAUGCAUAAUGUUACCUUUCUUAUUUCAAUAUGAGCACUGCCAUGUUAUAUUUAUCUAAUACAGAGUACAUGUACCGCAUCCUUCUACAUUAUUUCCUGUAUAAUAAUAUACACAUAGGAGCUGCAUUAAUGGGAUACGGCAAAGUAGCUGCCUUAGUGGGUAUACCUGCCCAUCAAACUGUGUCUGCAUAAUCUGUGUAUACAAUUCUAUCUAACACUGGACCUAAUUCAGACCCCAUCGCUCCUCUGCAUUUUUGCAGAGGUUUGCGAUCGAUAGUCGCCAUCCAGCCAGAGUGAAAAUUCGCCCCUGCAAGUCUGCGUACGACACGCGAAAAGCUUUGCAAACGCCGGCCAGCAGCAAAUCUGUUUGCAACUCACUCACCGUCGAAUGAUUUUUCCAGUCUGUGUAUAGCCAGGACUUACUUCGCACGAUAGAAACUGAUCAGGGCCGGAGCUGACGUCACACACCCACCCUUAAAAUGCUUGGGAACGCCUGCGUUUUUCCUGACACUCCCAGAAAACCGCCAGUUACCACCCCCAAACGUCCGCUUCCUGUCAAUCACCUUGUGUACACCUAGCGAUCGAAAUUUUCAAACCAUUCUGUCACUGUUUGGGCUCCGCAUUGUGGUGCAGACGCAGUCAUUCGAUAAUCGUCCGCUGUGCGAUUUCACACAACAGCGAUCAGGUCUGAAUAAGGCCCACUGUCAGGCAAGUCCAAACGUUUGUCUGUGUUAGCUGCAAACAAUAGGCACAUGUUAUAACUGAAUACCUGAUAGUGUUAUCCUGAGCUGCCUGAGGCCUGCUACAUGAGUGCCUGGAGCAGGAGGCAUCCUAAAGGAAGAACCUUCUGGCUCUAAUUCAGGCCUGAUCGUAGCCUGAGCAAAUGGACUAGCCCACCCCGUAUGUCAGGUCCUACCCUCCCCGCACAUGUACAAAAGCAUAGCACAGCGGUGAUGCCUUUGUACUUAACGAGUGGCUCCCUUCCAGUGCACCAGUGCAGAAUUUGCUGCGUUAUAUAAGAACCUGUCAAUAAAACUAUGUAUAUAUAUAAACCACAGAUCCGGCACUCCUCUGAUAGCUUUCAAUGAUACUGGCCAGGGUGCACUCCCAUGGGCUAACCAGCCCCACAUACCAACAAA
This is a messenger RNA of Pseudophryne corroboree (corroboree frog), 2120 nucleotides long. RefSeq names its product ovo like transcriptional repressor 1 (gene OVOL1). Lineage: Eukaryota; Metazoa; Chordata; Amphibia; Anura; Myobatrachidae. Gene Ontology annotation, molecular function: RNA polymerase II cis-regulatory region sequence-specific DNA binding; DNA-binding transcription factor activity, RNA polymerase II-specific. Gene Ontology annotation, biological process: epidermal cell differentiation; regulation of transcription by RNA polymerase II. The transcript has 4 exons. The record is from RefSeq and is a predicted model, not a curated record. The coding region runs from base 123 to 884 and encodes 253 amino acids. Gene Ontology annotation, cellular component: nucleus.